AGACGCGGUUGGUUUAACAUCGUCUUCUGUGUAUCGGAGCGUGCCUGUCGGUCCACCGAUCCACUCCAUGUAUUCUUGUUUUCCAUUGCUUCGAGUUCAGUGUGAGAGAAGCCGAAUCUUGUUUACAGCGGUGAUUUUACGAAACGAGUACCGUCAGAAGAGUCUCGUCGUUGCGAAGGAGUCUAAACGCCGUCGUGGAGACAUAAGAAUCCAACACUACAAGCUAUUUAUUUCAAACAGUUCGGGAUUUUUUUUGUGCAGAAAAUUAAAUCCACUCUUGGGAGCCGCUCGUUCUUGCAGCACGUAAAAAUAUUUUUUCCCCUAACGUUACCUCAAAACAGAGCGACAGCGCGUGAAGGCGGUAGGGGAGGGUGAGCCGGGGGUAGUUGCAGUUGGUGAAACCAUUUUUGUCCUGGCGGAUAUUUUGGAUCGAGCCCCGUCGCGAGGCUUUAUUGAGGCGGGCUGCAAUUUCAUUCAUAACGUUGCGUACAUUAUCCGAGUCGUCGCGGUCUUUGAAGCUGACCUCAACGUUUCUCUGUAACGUUACGUCGAUAUUAUCUGAAUCAUCAGACUGGCACAGCAACAUUCGCAGAAGGUGUUUUGUCGUAGGAGAAACCGCUAGUUUAGCUGGUCGUGUGCUGCGCGUCCCUCUCGCGAUUUCAAGAAAUGGAGGCUGAAGAUGCAGAUUAUCGCUUGAGUGAAAACCGCGGUUCUGUCCAUUUCAUAUACACGAUCGCAUCAUUGCAUUAUUGGCAAGAAUAACAGAAUGUUUUGAUUUAUCUUCAUGUUACUAUUAAAGAAGGAUUAUAUAAUUAACACCAGACAUAGUUGAUCUACUCCCUCACCGCCUCCCGUUAUCUUUAGGAGUAAAGGAACUAUCUUCCCAUCUAAAGCAGAUUCUUGUGGAAUUUUUGCCUGCUUAAAAGAAGAAGCGUCGCAUUUUGCUGCAGUUUUGCGUUUUUGCGACACGGCCUUUUUAUUUUGGGGAUAUUGAUGAACAUAUUAGGAAUGAGAGCUGGAACAGCGAGGGAUGUUUGGACCUUAUUUUGGGGUCCUGUGCUGUUUCUCUUCACAAUCUGCCUGUGCUGUGCCCAUGGAGAAGUCUGUGGUCCUCACAUUGAUAUUCGCAAUGACAUCAGUGAGUUUAAGAAGCUGGAGAACUGCACCGUAGUGGAGGGCUACCUGCAGAUCCUCCUCAUCGGAGACAAGAACAACAAUCUCAACCAGGAGCACUUUCGCACCCUGUCCUUCCCCAAGCUGACCAUGGUGACAGACUACCUUCUCCUGUUCCGUGUCUCCGGCUUGGACAGCCUCAGCGUGCUCUUCCCCAACCUCACCGUCAUCCGAGGACGCAACUUAUUUUACAACUACGCCCUGGUCAUCUUCGAAAUGACCGGCCUGAAAGAUAUCGGCCUUCACAACCUGAUGAACAUCACCAGAGGGGCCAUCAGGAUCGAAAAGAACCCGGAACUUUGCUACUUGGAUUCGGUGGACUGGUCGCUUAUUAUGGAUGCAGAGUUUAACAACUACAUUGCUGGGAACAAGCAAUCCAAGGAGUGCGGUGAUGUUUGUCCAGGUAUAAUGGAAGAUCGGCCGCAAUGCAUCAGGACCAGCUUCAAUGACAACUACAGCUACCGCUGCUGGACCUCGAAUCACUGCCAGAAGGUGUGUCCGGAGAAGUGUGAGAAGAGGGCGUGCACAGAUUUGGGCGAGUGCUGUCACCCCCAGUGUCUGGCCAGCUGCACCGAACCCGAUGACGAUAUGGCAUGUGCCGCCUGCCAGCAUUACUUUCACGAGGGCCACUGCGUUGAGGACUGCCCACCCGACACCUACAAGUUCGAAGGCUGGCGCUGCAUCACCAUGGAGAUGUGUGCUCAAGUUCACCUGCCCAGCGAGGUGUACUUCGUCAUCCACAAAGGAGAGUGUAUGCCCGAUUGUCCACCCGGAUUCACCCGAAAUGAGACCCUGAGUAUGUUUUGCAGCGCAUGUGACGGAAUGUGUGAUAAGGUCUGCGAAUCUAAAACUAUUGACUCUGUGGAUGCUGCUCAGUCCCUGCAGGGCUGUACGGUCAUCAGAGGCAACCUGCACAUCAACAUCCGGCGGGGCAAUAACAUUGCAUCUGAGCUGGAGAAUUUCAUGGGGUCAAUCCAGAAAGUUACUGGAUAUGUAAAGAUCAAACACUCGCAGACUCUGGGCUCGCUGUCCUUUCUCAAGAGCCUCCAAUACAUUGAAGGGGAAGAGCUGAAGGACCAGUCAUACGCAUUCUAUGCCAUGGACAACCAAAACCUGCAGUAUCUGUGGGACUGGAGCCAACACAAUCUGACCAUUAAAAAUGGGAAAAUGUUCUUCCGCUUUAAUCCUAAACUUUGCAUAUCUGAGAUCCGGAAAAUGUGGGAGAAAACAGGUGUCAAAGGAAAAAUGGAAGAGGAUGACAUUCGCAGCAAUGGAGAGCGAGCAAGCUGUGAGAGCCAUAUUCUAACGUUCACAUCCAACCACACUCAGAGUACUCGGAUAAAGCUCACUUGGGAGCGAUAUCGACCGCCAGACUACAGAGAUCUCAUCAGCUUCAUAGUCUAUUACAAGGAGGCACCAUUCCAAAACAUCACUGAAUUUGAUGGACAAGACGGAUGUGGCUCUAACAGCUGGAACAUGGUGGAUGUGGACCUCCCUCCGGACAAAUCAGACCCGGGGGUGUUUCUGUCCCCACUGAAGCCCUGGACACAGUAUGCUGUCUUUGUGAAAGCUGUCAUCCUGGUUGUGGAGGACAAGCACAUUCUGGGAGCCAAGAGUGAGGUGGUCUACAUCCGCACCAAUGCAUCAGCACCAUCAAUGCCUCUGGAUGCCCGUGUAUAUGCCAACUCCUCUUCAUCCCUGGUAGUGAAAUGGUCACCUCCCAUUUCUCCCAACGGAAACAAAACCUUCUAUCUGCUCCGUUGGCAACAGCAGGCAGAGGAUCGUGAACUCUACCAACAUAACUAUUGUUCUAAAGAACUAAAGAUCCCCAUCCGCAUCUCAGCCACGGCUUUGUCAGACAUGGAGGGAGACACAAAGCCAACCAAAUCGGAUGCGGUCAGUGCUGAGAAGGGCCCGUGCUGCCCGUGCCCCAAAACAAUGGAGGUCUUGCAGGCAGAAGCUGAAGACCGUUCCUACCGCAAAGUCUUCGAGAACUUCCUUCACAACUCCAUCUUCACGCCCCGACCUCCGGACAGAAAACGUCGAGACCUGUUCGGAGUGGCCAAUGGUACACUGGUGCAGGGUGCGAGCAGGAACAUCACAGGACUGGAAAGCAACACCACUGACCCGGAGCUGCAGGAGAGAGAGUACCCUUUCUCCGAGGACACGGUCCACACCGAGUUCAUGGAGAUAUCGAAUCUGCAGCCCUUCACCGUGUACCGCAUCGACAUCCACGCAUGUAACUACGAGGUCCACCGUUGCAGCGCAGCGGCUUUUGUCUUCUCUAGAACCAAACCUGCAGACAAAGCGGAUGAUAUUCCCGGCAGCGUGAGUCAAGAGAGAGAUGAAAAGGCAGAGGGAACCGUGCUGCUCCGUUGGCCAGAGCCGCAUCAUCCCAACGGACUGAUCCUGAUGUACGAAAUCAAAUACCGUCUAGGAAGCGAGCCUGAGAAGCACGAGUGUGUAUCACGCCAGCAGUAUCGGGUACAGCGAGGAGCUCAGUUUAGCAAUCUGUCUUCUGGAAAUUAUUCAGCCAGGGUGAGGGCCACUUCUCUGGCUGGAAAUGGGUCAUGGACUGAACCGGUUUCCUUUUAUGUGUCACCCCCGAAAAGAAAUUAUGAUAACGCCUUCUAUCUGGCCAUUAUCAUCCCUAUUAUAGUCCUGGUGUUGCUUUUUGCGGCGAUCGCUGUGGUCGUCUUUGUGACCAAAAAGAGGAAUAGUGACAGGUUAGGAAAUGGUGUCCUGUAUGCUUCUGUGAAUCCUGAAUACUUUAGUCCUUUUGAGAUGUAUGUACCAGAUGAAUGGGAAGUAGCUCGGGAGAAAAUCACCAUGUGUCGUGAGCUGGGCCAGGGCUCCUUUGGUAUGGUGUACGAGGGCAUCGCAAAGGGAGUCGUGAAAGAUGAACCUGAGACCAGAGUGGCCAUUAAGACCGUUAAUGAAUCUGCAAGUAUGCGUGAACGCAUCGAGUUCUUAAAUGAAGCCUCCGUCAUGAAGGAAUUUAACUGUCACCAUGUGGUGCGUCUGCUGGGUGUGGUUUCACAAGGCCAGCCCACUCUAGUUAUAAUGGAGCUGAUGACCCGGGGCGACCUGAAGAGCUACUUACGUUCUCUCCGUUCCAAAGAGCAGGGAUCCAGUAGUCAAGCUCUUCCUCCUCUGAAGAAGAUGAUUCAGAUGGCCGGGGAGAUAGCGGACGGGAUGGCAUACCUCAAUGCCAACAAGUUUGUCCAUCGAGACCUGGCUGCUAGAAACUGCAUGGUUGCUGAAGACUUCACGGUUAAAAUCGGAGACUUUGGCAUGACACGAGACAUCUACGAGACAGAUUACUAUCGGAAAGGCGGUAAAGGGCUGCUGCCAGUUCGCUGGAUGUCCCCGGAGUCUCUGAAAGAUGGCGUCUUCACCACAAAUUCUGAUGUCUGGUCAUUCGGAGUGGUUCUAUGGGAGAUCGCCACUUUGGCCGAGCAGCCCUACCAGGGCAUGUCCAAUGAGCAGGUCCUGCGCUUCGUCAUGGAAGGAGGACUUCUAGACAAACCGGACAAUUGCCCCGAUAUGCUGUUCGAACUGAUGCGAAUGUGCUGGCAGUACAACCCCAAGAUGCGUCCGUCUUUCCUGGAGAUCAUCAACAGCAUAAAAGAGGAGCUGGAGCCGCCUUUCCCGGAGGUUAGCUUCUUCUACAGCGAGGAGAACAAGCCGCCGGACACCGAGGAACUGGACAUGGAGUUGGAGAACAUGGAGAAAGUUCCACUGGAUCCUGCUUCCACGCUGGCCCCCUCCUCUCAGGGGAGCACGGGGGCUCAGACCCAAAGUCCACAGCCGGUGCCUGGUACACCGAUGGGGUCUUCCCCGACCCCUUCCACCUCACCCCCCUCCUCUUCCGCCUCUCCCGGCCUGGCCUUAGAGAAGCACUCAGGACAGGUAACAGCAAACGGGCCGGUGGUGCUGUUGGGACCGGCGUUUGACGAGACUCAACCCUAUGCACACAUGAACGGGGGACGAAAGAACGAGCGAGCGCUCCCACUGCCUCAGUCAUCGGCCUGCUGAUCCUUACUUCCCAUCACCCUCUGCUCCUCAUACAGGGUACCCACACGUCGCCCCUUUGUCUUUGUGUUUCCUAUCGUUUAUGAGGAGUCAAAACCCAGGGCUGACCGUGGAGCCGGACCGUAUCCUUCAUGGAAGUCAGAUCAUUUUUUUUAUUAAAUGAUUUCAAAUGACGGAGGAUGUGAUGCAACAAGCCUACAAAUGCUCUUGCAAUACUUAAGAUUUGAAAACAAAUCAUCCACACUGGAGAGCCCUGGCUUUCACUUGUGUGAAAAGAACCUGUUUUAAUAUCUUCGAAAGGAAGAAUACCUGCCAGUUAAUUGUGAAACUAGAGACGAGCAUAUUAGCCAGCAAGCCCAGAACACUAAGGAUGUUUGUGUGUCAAGUGUGUUUUUAUACAAGAUACACAUUCCCCUUCUCAGCGCAGUACAUUUCUUCAGCUCAAGCUUGCGUGUUUGUCAUCGCAUUUCUCCAUCAAAUUGGAGCAAAGACCGUCUAAGCUGAGAUUGUUUGCUUUUGUGGGCAAGAACCAUCUGAUUGGUCACAGUACCCUCCUGCUUAGGGUGUCUGAUAGGAAGUCCAGUGGGCUUUUGUGAAACUGCCAAAUUUUUUGCCAAAUCUUUAAAAAAACAAACAAGUUAUUUAUGGUCGCAUAACCCAGUUCCCCAUCCACAGCCUUUUCAAGGGACUAAACUCUCACACUAUUUUUGAUGGGGGAUUUUUGUGCCUCAUCUCUUACAAUCAGUUUGAGUUUGUUCAUUCUUUUCCCUCUUUUAUACGGCUCUGAUUGCAUGUCGGUUCCUGCUGCACACACCAUCUGUGAGCUGAGCCUCGUCUCGAGUCGCGAAGGUGAAGAGAGGCGGAUCUGAGAUAUAAGGGAUUGAGUUAUGAAGCUGACCGGAUACAGGCGCUUCAUCUGAGACUGAAGUGAGGCGUUGUACACAGCAGGUUUUUUUUAGACUAGUCAUUAGUCUCUCUAUACAAUUCAUAUGAUUCUGAGAAGGGUCUUACAGUUGUAUGUUCGACCGCGAGAUCAUUUACACACGAAUAUUGGUUUGAGUCACUUUUGAUAACUUUUUUACAGUUCUGAUGUUCACCUCUUUGUCUGUACAGAAAGAAGCUGCUAUUUUGUUUUUUCUUUCGUGGGUGUUCGACAUUAUAUAUAUAUAUAUAUA
Messenger RNA from Triplophysa rosa, 6383 nucleotides. It is a transcript of the gene igf1ra, whose product is annotated as insulin-like growth factor 1a receptor. The record is from RefSeq and is a predicted model, not a curated record. Gene Ontology annotation, cellular component: insulin receptor complex; membrane; axon. Gene Ontology annotation, biological process: positive regulation of kinase activity; positive regulation of MAPK cascade; protein autophosphorylation. The coding region runs from base 994 to 5211 and encodes 1405 amino acids. Gene Ontology annotation, molecular function: insulin receptor activity; ATP binding; insulin receptor substrate binding. The transcript is spliced from 21 exons. NCBI's taxonomy places the organism in Eukaryota, Metazoa, Chordata, Actinopteri, Cypriniformes, Nemacheilidae.